GUGACUCAUGAUUGUCAUUUGUAGCGUUACACUAGUCAGCGUCAAAAUAAAAAAAAAUCUGUCGAGUUUUAUUGAUACGAAUGUAUUAAGUACAAAAAUCGUUAACAAACAAUUAAUUUGAAGUGAUACUUCUUUUGUACUUAUAGAUAUAGAGCAAGAUCUAAAAUGGAUUUAAAUAAGUUACCAAAUGACAAGAAGUUACAGCUUUGUAGAAAUUAUUUCAAAGUCGGUUGCAUCCUCUUACCCUUUGUUUGGGCAGUAAAUGCAGUGUGGUUCUUCAAGGAAGCGUUUGUUAAACCACCUUUCGAAGAACAGAAGGAAAUAAAGAAAUAUGUUAUUUUGAGUUUUAUCGGUGCUAUUGUAUGGGUGAUCAUACUUGCUGGUUGGGUGACGGCGUUCCAGCUUAACAGAGUCGCCUGGGGUGCUGUUGGUGACAGCCUCUCAUUUAUUGUGCCUUUGGGAAGGGCAUAGACUUAAGCUAAUAAUAGAACAAUUUAUUAUCUAUACUAAUUAUAAAGCUGAAGAGUUUGUUAGAAUGCAAUUAUUUCAGGAACUACUGGUCCGAUUUGAAAAACUCUUUCAGUGUUAGAUAGCCUAUUUAUUGAGGAAGGCUAUAGGCUAUAUAUGUACCACGGGUGAAGCAGGGCGGACCGCCAGCUAAGAUUAUAAUUUAUACCAAUAAUAUAAUUGAUAACAGUUUGUUUAAACAUGCUAAUCUUUGGAAGUACUAGACCGAUUUCAAAAAUUCCUCCACCUUAGCAUAUGUAAGUGAUAAAUGUA
Zerene cesonia (dogface butterfly) is the source of this 780-nucleotide messenger RNA. RefSeq names its product gamma-secretase subunit pen-2 (gene pen-2). Gene Ontology annotation, cellular component: gamma-secretase complex. Gene Ontology annotation, biological process: Notch receptor processing. Bases 166 to 471 code for a protein of 101 amino acids. The transcript is spliced from 3 exons. The record is from RefSeq and is a predicted model, not a curated record. Lineage: Eukaryota; Metazoa; Arthropoda; Insecta; Lepidoptera; Pieridae.